AUGGACGCGCUGGACCGGAAUUGUGCGCGUGGCAAGAGCUGCCCGUACCUUCACGUGGCCCUGGACGACAAGGACUCAGAGACGCCCAACAAGAAGCGAAAGGGCGAGCUGACGCACGAGCAAGAGGAGCUGCAGAGGGAGAACCGGCUGUUGCGAGACGAGAACGACACCAUCGAGAAGGAGAACAAUCAGCUCAGGCUGGAGAACGAUGACUUCAAACAGGAGAACUCGAGACUGCGCAGGUACCUCGAGGACAUGGGCGGCCGAUCGGAUGACACCCCCUGA
Molecule: messenger RNA, 285 nt
Organism: Acanthamoeba castellanii str. Neff
Lineage: Eukaryota; Discosea; Longamoebia; Acanthamoebidae
Exons: 2
Coding region: 1-285 (94 amino acids)
Source: RefSeq, a predicted model, not a curated record